AUGUUCAACCCGCGGUUCCUGGUCGUCAGUCUGGGAAAUCCGCUCCCGAAAUACGAAAGCCUGCACUCGGCUGGACACUUUGCCCUGAGUGGCCUCGCCAAGGUUCUCCGGCAGCCGGCCUUCAGCGAGGUGACCCUGGGCAGCCACAAAUGCCUGGUCUCUCGGGGGCCAAAAUACACACUCGUUCAGUCGCCGACACUGAUGAAUGUCUCGGGGCCGUUUGUGGCGCGAGUGUGGCAGGAAAUGGCCAGGCAAACAGAUCCGGCCUCAUUGAGCCUUGUCAUUGUUCACGACGAGUUGGAAAAGGAUUUGGGCGUCGUGCGGCUCACGGCAUGGGAUCGCAGCCCCCGAGGUCACAACGGGAUCAAAAGCGUCAAGAAAUCUCUCUCUCAGGACAAAUAUCCGCAGUCGCCUUUCGCGCGUAUCGCUGUGGGUAUCGGGAGGCCCGAGGCCAGAGAUGCGGAAACCGUCAGCAAGUACGUCCUGGCCAAGGUCUCAUCAGACCAAAGAACAGCCCUGGAGGAGUCGGCGCCAUUGGACGUGGCGAGGCGGCUUGUCGAGCUGGAGGCGGAAUGGAGGGCCCAGGUUGACGGCUGA
This is a messenger RNA of Purpureocillium takamizusanense, 597 nucleotides long. RefSeq names its product Aminoacyl-tRNA hydrolase. The coding region runs from base 1 to 597 and encodes 198 amino acids. The record is from RefSeq and is a predicted model, not a curated record. Gene Ontology annotation, molecular function: peptidyl-tRNA hydrolase activity. The transcript has a single exon. NCBI's taxonomy places the organism in Eukaryota, Fungi, Ascomycota, Sordariomycetes, Hypocreales, Ophiocordycipitaceae.